AAAAUUGAGCGGGAAUCAAGAGGGACGCCAUCUUCGAAAGAGUGCAGCCGCUACAAAAUAUGAUUUCUUUAGACGAAUUCUACUGUAAAAACCCACCCGAUUAGCAAAUUUAACGGUGUAUUUAGAUUUCUAAUGAUCUUGUUCAUUUUUUGUCAAAAUUAUUGGUUUGGUAACAACUAAAAUAACAAAAUGUUUUAUGCACAUUUCGUGCUCAGUAAGAAAGGGCCAUUGGCCCGUAUUUGGUUGGCUGCCCAUUGGGAUAAAAAGCUAACCAAGGCUCAUGUCUUUGAAACUAAUAUUGAUUCAAGUGUGGAAGCAAUUUUAAAACCCAAGGUAAAGAUGGCAUUACGAACAUCUGGACAUUUAUUACUUGGUGUUGUGAGAAUUUAUUCUAGAAAAGCUAAAUAUUUAUUAGCGGACUGUAAUGAAGCGUUUGUGAAAAUUAAAAUGGCUUUUAGGCCAGGUGUGGUAGAUUUACCUGAAGAAAAUAGAGAAGCUGCUGUGGCUGCCAUCACAUUACAAGAAAAUUUCCAUGAUUUUGAAACCACGUUAGCUGACUUGGAAGAUUUAGAUGUUCAAGCACAAUUUUCCGUAAAUCAGAGUCGUCCAGAAGAAAUCACAAUGCGAGAGGAUUACGCAAAUAUUACAUUACUCAAUGAUGAUGGUUUUGGAGAGGAUGAUGAUUUGGGAGGUGAAAUUGACGAGUCUGAAAUUUGUCUUAUCAUGUAUGGGUUUAAAACUUGUCUUCGUGAUCAUCCAUUAGACUUUGAUGUGGUAUUGGAACUAAUUGACCAAACCAGUCCAACACAUAUAAACAUAUUCAAAAGGCAGCAUUCCUUUACCUUUGAUGGGAAGGAAAACCUUAAAUUAUUUAAAGACAAUGUUGACACAAGCAGCAAUAUCUGUGAUGAUAACUUUAUUUUUGUUGAGAAGUUGGUGGAAAAAGACACUAGCAGUGUUCUUGAGGAUAGUGCUUAUUUGUCAGGGAAAUGUGUUAAAUCUUUGUCACAAACAUCUAAUAUUAGUGCUACAUCUAAUAACAGUAUUACAUCGAUCUCAAGGUGUUUUCAGUGCUCUAAUCGAAACCUCAGUACAGACAGUGGGAUAGAUGUAUCCUUUCCCCAAUUAAUCUGUGAUACAUGUACUUGCAUACAAUCAGACUCAAAUUCCAAUAAAUUUUUAAACUCAAAACCACCUAAAUUAUUAGAGAAGGUUUCGGAAAGUUAUUUAGAAAAUCAAGACCAUUCAGUUCAAACAUCCACUCCAGUCAAGAAAGAAUCUAGGCAGCCAUCAUUUUCCUGUGACUUAGGAAUUGACUUAACACCACCAAUUACACCAGAAGCAAAGUCACCAUCUUUUAAAAACCAAGAUGAAAAUUCGCCGAACUCGACAAGUGAGGAUCUUUUGGUGCCUUCUCCACAAAAAUUAUCGCAACUUGAUAGUGGCCUUGGUAUGGAAUGUGAUCCAGGGUACUACGAUUUCGGAGACCAUGGCUCCGAUAUUUCAACUGACACAGGUUUAUAUAAUGAUGUCAGUGAUGAAGAAUUGCCUAGGGUAAAACCGUACACAAGUUUAAAAAAGACAAUAAUCAUGCAGAAAUUUGAGGAACCAAACCCUGACCAAACCUUAAAAUUGCGACGUUCUCGAAGACUCCGAUGGCGAAAGGGUGAUGUUGGUUUUGAUGAAAGAGAGAUUCUGCGAGACCAGUCCCAUGUUGAUGAUCCAUUCUUUAAACAGGCAGAUGUCACAGAAAUCAAUUCCACUAAAGACCAAUCACUAGGCGAAUCAAAUGAUUUGGGAAAACCCAUGGACAUUGAUAUGCCUGGAGAAAAUGAGGAUUUCGGUGGUGGAAUUCCAUUCAUGGAUGAUCACCAUGAUGAUGAUGACGAUGAUGAGGACAAUGAUCCUGGGUUUGGAGAUGAUAUUUUUGGACAAGAAUUUAUGGGGGCGGGUGGAUUAUUUGAAGAUGCUCCAAUUGCUGAUGUACCUAUGGAAACUGAUGUUGGUGUAACUACAGAACCGAUCUCAAAAUCAGAAGAAGUAAAGAAAGUUGAUGAUACGAUAUCUAGUGAAGCUAAUGCUUCAGCUCUACCCCAAGCAUCUGUUACUGGUAUACCUGGUGAACAAACCACACUGGUACAUAAUGAAGAAGAGGCAUUCGCUCUUGAACCACUUGAUGUCACAGCUGUAGCAGGUACAGAAAAGAAGGGUAAAAGAAAGCGAAAAUUGAUUGUAGAUGAGCAGAAGGGAAUCCCCAGUGAAACAAUGAAAUUACAGCUGUCAGUUACAUCCGACAUUGUCACAACAUUAGAUUUAGCUCCUCCCACUAAAAAAUUAAUGCACUGGAAGGAAACAGGAGGUGUGGAGAAGUUAUUUGCACUGCCAGGUCACCCGAUUAUAUCUCGUAUGACAACUCGUCUGUUUGGUAGAAAUCUCAUCACAAAGUCUAUUAAAGAAGAUGUUGAACCAGGUGAUGAUCUGUUAGAUCUUGAUACACCAGAAUUACCCAGAGAAGAAGAAAAACAACAAUUGGAUGUCACACGUCAAUCUGAAAUGAGCACAAUACUUGAAGAACCAUCAUCAAUUCAUGAAACCUCUAAGCGAUCUCGGCGCAGUGAGAAAACAGUGGAAAAACCCAAAGAGGUGGUCCCGGAGCCCCCUACCAUACCAGACACAUCAUUACUCCAGGAUCCCUCAGCAAUACAAGAACCAUCUAACGCCCAGGAUAUCUUUGGACAAACAUUUACCGAAGAUGUUGUUGAUCUUCCCAAUGAUCCCAUGUUGAAUGAUCCAAAUAUGGAGGAUGGUCCUCCUUCGAUAGCUCCAUUCUCUGUUGGACCAUCAUCUGUUCCCCCACCCUCAGUUGGCCCACCUUCAGUUGGUGCAAAUGAUGCUCCCACGUUUGAAGACGUUAUUGAAGGGGAAGUUGAAGGUGUUUUACCUACAGAAGAUGCUGAAGAACAAAGGUGGAGUAAGAGAACACAACAGAUGCAACACACAUUUGAAAUCGCAUUCCGUUAUAGCGAGGAAUUAAGUUUUAAAGAAAUGGCUAGGAAACUGGACCGUAAACAAGCAGCAUCACGAUUCUAUACCUUACUAGUCUUAAAGAAACACCAAGCCAUCACAGUUGAGCAAAAUGAACCCUAUGGAGAUAUUCUCAUUGGACGAGGUCCUCAGUUCGGAAUAAUGUGUUAAUGUUAAAGUUUUUAUUGACUGACAAUUUAUUUGAAGGUUUUAAUGAAUUUGACUGUAAUAGUGCUGACGUGAUAGACACUGUGAGUUAAGGCAGCAACAGUACUUGUAAAAGAUGUUUAAAUUCUCAUCAAAUCAAACGUGAAUAUUAUUGAGAACAUUAUAAAUAAUAUAUUCUUUGUUGUUACUUUGAUAAUCCCCUCUUUUUUUCCUUUAAAAAUGAGGGCCCUGUUAAACAAAGCACAUACAAGACUGAUGUACAAAACAACUCAUUUAACUUGCAUGUACUCAAUGUAACAUAUGCUUUGUGACUUGAGGCCCCCAUGUACACUAUGCUUUGUGUUUGUAACAAAAGCCUGGACGUACACUAGUAACACUAUUUAUUGAAUAACAAUUACUGGUUUAUUAACAUGCAACAUUUCGACGAUGAUGCUCUUGUCUUUAUCAAGCAAAUGACAAGACAAGAAAGAGUAUCAUCGUCGAAACGUUGCAUGUUGAUAAACCAGUAAUUGUUAUUCCAUAAAUAGUGUUAGCGUGUUACUGUUCAAUUACUAAAUGCCACUUAAAGAAUAUCCUGGACAUAGGCUCUGUUUGAGCAGAUUCUUUCUUUUUUUAUUGAACAUGUAACCAUAAAUAAAAUUAGUUGCAUGUUAAUCUCAAAAUAUUGCUGUUAUGAUGAGACGUUUAACUCCAUUCCUUUAUAAAUUAAGAAUAUUGUACUUUAUUUGGUCGAAUUUCAACUCGCUAAAGAAAACUCAGUUUUAAAGGAAAUUUCUGGGGAAAAUUUAGAAAACAGUGACAUGAAAAGGCUAAAUAUUUGUCAUGUUACUAUUAAUCUGUUCGUAUACCAGGGUAUUUUUAAUAGCAACUAUUUUCAUGAUGAAUGAGAGGAUUAUUAAAGCCAUUGCUGAUUGUUCUGUUUAAAAUUCAAUAAAUAUAUAACUAUACCAGUUGCAUUUAUUGGAAGCAAUUUCUUCAAAUGAUUGCUUCUGAAUUGACGAUAUAUAUAUAUAUUAUAUUUACCAGAAUAUAAAAUGGGAAAAAAAUGUUAUAAAAUUUUUUCACCAUAUUUUCACUAAAAGUGAUCUUGUUAAUAUUGUAAAUAUGUGUCAAAUUUUAAUAGAAAACUCGUACACCAGGAAGAAAUUGUUAAAAUAAAUUUUCAAUUUCCUUCCCCCUUUCCCCCAUAUUUCAUGUUCUAUGUUAUCAUUAUUUUUUUAGAUUUUUUAAUUUAAAUUCAACAUUUUUUCAUAUUUGGUGUUACAUGUACAAAUAUUUGUAGCAAAAACUAUGUAACUCGAAUGCUCUAAUUCACUCAUAAUCACUGGAUAUCUGUUGUUGAACAUUUUAGUUGUGUCUUCAGAAUUGGGUAAAUGUCUUGCCUGAACCAGAUAGAUACGUGUUAUAAUAUCCAGGGAUAGUAACUGAAUUUGAGGAAACCAGGUAUGUUUGGAGUUGCAAGAAAUGUAGUACAAUGCAAUAUUGAUAUUAUGGAUUUAUUAUUAUUAUUAGUCCGUUUUAAACAGGCCGAGGUCUCUUGUAAAGAUAUUUCUCAAUUUAAAAUAUUAUAACUAAUUAAACCUCCAAAAGGAGCAACAAUGUCUGUCAGCUACACUUUGUAAAUAUAGAUAGGAAUACUUGAUAUCAUUAUUAUGGAAUUGAUCUUGUUUUAUGUAUACAUAUGCAUGCUUUCCAAUUUGGCAUAAACAAAUAUUAGAUGAAUCGAACAAAAAAAAUCAUUAGUUUUAAAUCUCGAGUCAACAUAUCCAAUCAAUUGAAAUAAAUUAGAUCUGAAUGAAAGGAUGUAUAUUUUCUAGAAUAUCUGGACAGUUCCAAAAUAGUCUUGUUGGAUUGAUUAUUAUGUCUUGUAGAAGUUUAAAAGCCAUAGGUCUUUAAUAAAAUAGAUUUUAGCGCACACACACUUCAGCAAGACACUAUAAUAAAUCCAUUAAGUCAUUGUUAAUCAUUCAUAUACCAUUUAUCAAAACCAUUAUAGAAAAAAACAUUUAUCAGAACCAUUAUAGAAAUAUAAAUUAUUAUAUUUGUAGAUUAAAAUGUGAGACACCAUUGACCAUGUGUUACUAUGUAAUAAAGAAACAUUUGUAUAUGUCAUUAAUAUCAUUUAAUGAAAGGACUUUGUGUUUUUGCUAAGCGAAGAAAAUAGAACCCAUAUUUUCCACAAAAAAGGCGAAUGCACAGAGAAAGCAGUAGUCAUGGGAAUAUGACAGUAUAAUGUAACUAGUACCUUAAGAUUAUUGAAGACAGGUGGGCAAAUUAUGUUAAUAUCUAAAGUUAAUAUCUGAUUGAUUUUAAAUUUAUACAUUGUGUUUAAGGUCAUGAAACGAAGCGUUUAAUUUGCAGCGAUUUCCGAUAAUUACUGCCAGAGUUAUGGCCCUUGAUCAAUUUGAAAAAUCUUGUGCAUGCACUAGAGGUUAAAAUUAAUAUCUGAUUUACUUUAAAUUUAUACACAGUGCUUAAGGUCAUGAGACAAGAAGCCUAUUGAAUUUCAGCAAUUUCCAAUAGUUAUUACCAGAGUUAAGCCCCUUGAUCUCUUUGAAAUAUCUUGUUGACGCCCUGUGUAUAAUUAAGUCUAUCAAAUAUUAACAAGUUAUUUUGAUAAUCCUGUAUUCAUUAUCCUGGGAACUGUGGUGGACUAGUGAGGUAGUGCUGGCUUUCUAACCAGGUCAGUUCAAUCCUGGUGUUGGCCAUAAAAGCUCUCUAGGAUUUUCCAGCACACUUUCGCCUUCAGUGGUGUAGAUUGGUGUCUGGUCAUCGGAUGGGAGUAAAACUAAGGUCCUGCAUGUUGGCAGUUGAAAUUUGAUAUAAGAGUAGGACCAUAGUGCCCCUGUCCGGGAAAAAUUUCCCUCAAACAUCAGUGUGUAGUGUAUGCCCAUCUUCAUUAGCCUAGGAUGCUAAACCCCAUUUCAUUUCUUUAAAUCCUGGUUGUUGCAGAAAAGCAGUACGUUCAAUCUCAUUUCAUUUCCGAUCAUCAUCAUAUGACUUCAAAAGCACCGGUUUCCAAAUACAAACCGAAAGAAAAACAUUUUAAUGAUUCUGAUCUUGACCAAAUAUUAUAAAUAAUUGGGUUGGAAUUGGAACAUAAAUCCAGAUGAAUCAAAGUUGGUUAGGGUUGAAAUCUGACUUUUUGUCUAAAAUCAGAAGGGAUAAGACUAUUUCAUUUCAAAAUAUAUUUUUAUUUUGUUCCUCUUCAAUUGUUUGACAUGAAAAACAUGUAUCCUUUUUACUAACAUAAAUAUAAUUUAUUAUAAUCAAUUCAAAUGCAGUGGAUCUAUGAACAUUGGAAAAUAUUAUCUCUUGUUGCAUUAAUGAUGUGUAUAUUUUUAGGGCAAAGUAAUUAUUUUUUUUUUUGUGUUACCAGUUAACAUCACAUUCACAAAACAUUUAGCAGAAAAUGUCAGAUGUGAAUAUUACUUUUAAAACGAGAUUCUGUUAAAUUACUGCAUCAUAUGAUCAGUUACAACUGAAUAAACUGCUGUUAAAUCAAUUCUGAGAUCCCCGUUUUGUUGUGUCCUUAACGUUCAAAGCUCCUCAGAGAAAAGGUCACUUAUAAGUGGCAAUAUACAUACCGGUAGUUUGUUUAUCAGACAAAUAAACCUAAACAUUUGUUUAUAUAUAAACAUCUACAUUUUCAGCUCAUUGCCCAUGUAUGAUUUAUAAAUGACUACAGAAUAGCUUAAUCUUAAAUAAAUAGUUAAUCUUUAUUUUUUACUAGCUUAGUUACCCAGCCUUGCACAGUUAAGUUACUUACUUAAAUGAUUUUGCCAGAAGGUAAUUGGGCCAUGUUCUAAAAUGUUUCUUUUGUGUUAAAAUAUUAAUCCUCAUAACAUGCAUACUAACACAAUAAUCAUUAAUUGUUCGAUAUAUUUUUUGUACAAACUGGUUAGUAUGAAGUUAUUUUAAAAUUAAAGAUGCAUUAUGCAAGAGCGAAAUCUUCCUAUUGCAUGUUUUUUUUUUUUCUGGCUUCAUAUAAUAGGUUAACAUUAAAAUGGACAGAAAAUGCCAAUGAAAACUUUGUUUAUUAUCAUGGCACUUGACAAUCAGCAAUUUCUUGCCAAAACUUCAAACUGUUAUAACUUCACCUGGAAUAUUCCAGUAAUUUUCAAUAAUAUUCAUUUUUAUACGCCCACAUUUUCAUGUGGACGUAUAUUGUCGUCGCCCCUGUCCGGACGUCUGUCCACAAUUGUUUGUGAACAGUCUACAGGUCACAAUUUUUAUCCGAUUUCAAUGAAACUUGAAAUAUAGGUUUAUCACCCUAAGAUCUCGGUUCCUUUCGAUAUUAGCAUCUAUCGGACCGUAACUACAUGGAUUAUGGCCCCUGAUUGUACGAAAAAUCACGUUUUUGGCUUGUGAACACUGUAGAGGUCACAAUUUUUAUCCGAUUUUGUUGAAACUUGAAAUGUAAGUUUAUAACCCAAAGAUCUCGGUUCCUUUCGAUAUUCGCGCAUAUGGGACCGUAACUUCCUGAAUUAUGGCCCCUGAUUGUACGAAAAAUCACAUUUUUAGCUUGUGGACCCUAUAGAGGUCAUAAUUAUUAUCCGAUUUAAAAAAUCAUAUUAUUAUAUCACGGUUACACCCUAAGGACGACUGAGUUCGAAUUUCGUGAAAAUCGGCCAAAAACUGACAGAUAAAAUGGCCGCCCUUCGUUCUCAAAUAACGUAAAAAUAUUGUAUAUCAGAGGUUACAAUUUUUAUCCGAUUUUGUUGAAACUUGAAAUGUAAGUUUAUAACCCAAAGAUCUUGGUUCCUUUCGAUAUUUGCGCAUAUCGGACCGUAACUUACUGAAUUAUGGCCCCUGGUUGUACGAAAAAUCGCGUUUUUAGCUUGUGGACACUAUAGAGGUCAUAAUUUUUAUCCGAUUUAAAAAAAACGUAUUAUUAUAUCACCAUUACACCCUAAGGAAGACUGAGUUCAAAUUUCGUGAAAAUCGGCCCAAAAUGGCCGCCCCUCGUUCUCAAAUUGCGUAAAAAUAUGGUAUAUCAAGGUUGUGGACCCUAUAGAGGUCACAAUUUUUAUCCGAUUUUGUUGAAACUUGAAAUGUAAGUUUAUAACUCAAAGAUCUUGGUUCCUUUCGAUAUUUGAGCAUAUCGAAUUGUAAUUUCCUGAAUUAUGGCCCUUGAUUGUAGGAAAAAUCACUUUCGUUUUAGCUUGUUUUCUAUCCAUCUCUCGAAAAUGUGGGCGUACCCUGCCUGGCAGCCGCUGGUUCAUUACCGGUAUCUAUUAUUAUAGCAAGAACAGCCAGAACUUCAUCUAAAUCUUACAUAAUGCAUUUUUGGUAUAUUAUUUUUUAUGUCAAUACUUGAGCUUAUCGAUUAACUAAUUGUAUGAAUAUAAUAAGGCUUAUUUACAUUAGAUGGACGACUGUCUGCGAUAUCACCUCUGUGGAAGCAAACAUUAAAUCAUUUAGGUCAGUUUUUUUUUAAGCUGUCUCGGUACAAAAAAGUAGGAAGUUAAACCUCAUUUAAUUUUAUCUAGCUCAUCUAACAUAGUUGCAGAUACUUUGGUCAUCCACUGCGCUUGUAUGUAGUUGAAUUAUUAUCAUUGUCAUACUUAAAUGAUUGAAGAAUCAUCCAGAAUUGUUAGUUAUUAUGAGGAUAUGGUAUGGUUUUCAAAAGACUAUAUAAUGUAAUGCUAAAUCAAUCCAAUGGCUUGGACUAAAACAAUCUCCUCAAUGCUCCUCUUAUUUCGCACUUUUCAUAUUUUUAGAGGAAUUAUUUCAGAAUGACAGAGUGGCACUGAGGAUUGGUCUAUUGUUUAUGAUGCUACAUAAAAAUACUGAUAUGUCAUUACAAAUUGGUCUUAAAAAAAUAACUGGUUCCUGUUAAUUUAUAAUCCCAGAACUAUUCAUUUUAAUAUAGUACAAUUUUGUGUUCCCCACUUGAUGAGCAGAAGAGAAAUACUGACAAAGAUUUCCGUUCAGAAGAAAGCUCAGUAGAAUUUAUGUAUUACAUAAAGAGCCAAAAAGGCAUAUUUCAUCAAUAAAUAAUUAUUAUACUAAAAUUGUAUUCCUUUGUUAAAUAUAUGUACACCAUACUGACAACAUGGUAUAGACCCGUGAAUGAAUAAUAAAAUAAAAACACAUGAAAUAUGAAUUUCAUUUGCGUUAACAAAAAUGUCCGACAGUCAAAAUUUUGAAGUGGAAGCCCUGUGCCACCUGUAUUGUCUAUUCUUCAAAAUAAAGAUGAUACGUUUAAUGCAAUA
Patella vulgata (common limpet) is the source of this 9410-nucleotide messenger RNA. Its product is annotated as double-strand-break repair protein rad21 homolog. Gene Ontology annotation, cellular component: cohesin complex; synaptonemal complex. The coding region runs from base 190 to 3195 and encodes 1001 amino acids. The transcript is spliced from 12 exons. Gene Ontology annotation, molecular function: chromatin binding; protein binding. Gene Ontology annotation, biological process: synaptonemal complex assembly; replication-born double-strand break repair via sister chromatid exchange; mitotic sister chromatid cohesion. NCBI's taxonomy places the organism in Eukaryota, Metazoa, Mollusca, Gastropoda, Patellidae. The record is from RefSeq and is a predicted model, not a curated record.